This is a messenger RNA of Andrographis paniculata, 598 nucleotides long. Its product is annotated as protein DMP2-like. The transcript has a single exon. Gene Ontology annotation, biological process: endomembrane system organization. The record is from RefSeq and is a predicted model, not a curated record. Lineage: Eukaryota; Viridiplantae; Streptophyta; Magnoliopsida; Lamiales; Acanthaceae. The annotation marks the transcript as partial.
AUCGCAAUUCCGGCGACCUCGUCCAUCUCCUCCGGCGGCACCGUUUUCCUCUUCCAAUACCUCCUCCCCGUCCUAACCAGCAACGGGGAAUGCCACGUCGUCCACAAAUACUUGUCGGAACUCCUCGCCGUCGCCUGCGGCCUAUCGUGCUUCGUCUCGUUGUUCACCGAUAGCUACGUCAACAGCCAGGGGGAUAUUGGCAUCGUUACGACAAAGGGUCUCUGGCCCGGCUCGGAUUCGAAAGACCUGUCGUCGCGUAGGCUCCGUUUCGGUGACAUCGCGCACGCAAUCUUGGCACUCUCCGUAUUCGCCGUCGUAGCGCUUUUGCAUCCCGACGUAGUUGAUUGCUUCUACUCGGACUUCAAGUUGAAGCAGAAGGCCCUCUUGAUGGCCAUGCCGCCGGUCAUUGUUUCCGGGUUCGUGUUCGUCCUGUUUCCCAACACCCGACGCGGCAUCCGGCACCCUCCGACCAAUCAAAUUGGACUAUAUAGCAUAAGGGUGUGUAAAUUGUGUGUACUAAAACUGAUAUAAGUGGUGUAUAUAAGCGAACAAUCGGUUGCCGGGUUCAGUUUCGAACCCGGCAAAUCGAAGAUUUCUU